Messenger RNA from Parastagonospora nodorum SN15, 879 nucleotides. RefSeq lists its product as hypothetical. The record is from RefSeq and is a predicted model, not a curated record. The transcript is spliced from 3 exons. Bases 1 to 879 code for a protein of 292 amino acids. NCBI's taxonomy places the organism in Eukaryota, Fungi, Ascomycota, Dothideomycetes, Pleosporales, Phaeosphaeriaceae.
AUGUUGUCAACCACCGUUGACACUCCUCCGCGCGAGCCGACCGCGCAGACUGGUGCACCCGACAUCCCUAUACCUCCAGCCUCUCCUGCUAUCAACACCUGCAUGCCCGCACCCAUGUUCGGUUCUCCCCCUCCAUGCGAGUCGAUCUCAAGAAAUCAGGCUCUUACAAUUGAGAAGAGUGUAUCCUCUCCUUCUGUGGAGCCUGCUCUGACCAUUCCUACUGCAGCCACUCGAGGUCCCGUCAUACCACCAAUCAUCAAGCUCGGGCGGUCCAAAGGCGCGCAGGUUCUCGACAGGCUCUAUACCCCAAACUCCGACGGCCUCUUCUUUCAUAGCUUCUCCAGUGCUACCGCAGCUAUGACGAUGGGAUCCUGGCAGUCACCCCAUAGUGAUGACACCAUCCCCAAUACCGAAGAGGAAGACCGGGAAGUUGUCCGCCGCUUGUUCGAUGCCUUCAUGGACCUCAGUGGCGCCUUGGACACCCCGGACAACGCUUAUCGCAAGCGCUUUACUCCAGGUUCUACCGUCUUCUAUAAGCCGUGGACGGUCGAGCGCUGCGCGUGGGACGUCCUCAACAAGGUCAAGACUAUACACCAAUGGGGCUUCAUCACGCCUAUCACCGACGUCGAUAUUCUCAAGCAAAUUGGCCAGACAGAGAACUGGACGCAGAAGCAGGAGAAGGUAUGGACGGUCAUUGGCGCCCCGCACAAACUUCAUAACAGCAGCGUGGUGAACAACAAGUCAAAUGAGGACCGAAACAAGUGGGUCAAGACUGGAAGGGCAGAGGAGAAGAGCAAGAAGCGCAAGACGCUUCAUGAGGAGGCAGAUGAAGAGAUUGUAAGCGCUGCAGAGCUGCUCAUGAGCUUUUCAAAGGCCUAA